CUGGUUCGCUUCAUGAUCAGACAAACCUUUGAGUUACUGAAAAGGAACAACUGGGAGAGCAAUGUGAUGGACAAGUUUGUGAAGCUGCUGACCUCUGACCUCCUGCAGAGUGACAGUAAGCCUCCAUCUGGGCUGCAGUUACACAUCUUGGACCUUUACCUGACUGAACUGGCUGCGGUUGGUGCUGCAGAGCUCAGCGCAGAUCAGAACCUGAUGUUCAUCGAACCUUUCUGCAAAACAGCAGCCAAAACCAAGAGGCAGGAAACAAAGUGAAGAUGAUGAUGAUGAAGAUGACAUGUUUCAUUCGGACGACUCUGACUCUGAGCUGCCCCAUGAUGACAUGGGACCAAUUUUACAG
Molecule: messenger RNA, 358 nt
Organism: Austrofundulus limnaeus
Lineage: Eukaryota; Metazoa; Chordata; Actinopteri; Cyprinodontiformes; Rivulidae
Product: ribosomal RNA processing protein 1 homolog A
Biological process (GO): rRNA processing
Cellular component (GO): preribosome, small subunit precursor; nucleus
Source: RefSeq, a predicted model, not a curated record